Messenger RNA from Marchantia polymorpha subsp. ruderalis, 2043 nucleotides. The record is from the annotation of a GenBank genome assembly. NCBI's taxonomy places the organism in Eukaryota, Viridiplantae, Streptophyta, Marchantiopsida, Marchantiales, Marchantiaceae.
AUGGGGCACCAGCAGCUGGGCAAAAAUCCAGGGUUCUGCCUCCAUCCGCCUGCGAGUCUGGAGAAGCUGGAUGCAGCCGUGGAUGAAGGGGAAAGGGAAACUGUGCUCGAAGGUUUGAGAGUAGAAGCUCGGCAAGUGCAAUGUCGGUUGAAGGAGCAAUUGGUACAAUUCAGGACAGACGUGGACAUCUUCAUGAGGCUAAUGUACAGGAAUAAGAAUCAGCAUAGACACGCCCUGUACUACCGCAGGCUUUCGCAGGUCAAAAGGGACCUGCGAUUAUUGGAUUAUGCAGAAUUAGAUAGAACCGUCGAGGGCUUCACCAGGUGGACUUUUCCGUUUAAACAGAGCCGAGCCAAUGUUUAUCAAAGGGCCUCGGAAAUUAAUAAUGUGAGCCCUUCUUUGUGCACUCUGCUGAGUGCUGUCAGAAUUCUUAACCAAAUAGACGAGCCUAUACUCGCCGCGAGUACUCCCAUUUUGGGGCUUCUUAGUCAAAGUUAUUUUAUGAACUUGGGAUUGACCAUUUUUGCUGCUAUUGCGCGUUUGAGAAUCUUAGCGGUGCAAGUACGCUUUGAGUUGGCAACCGUAUACAAUCUGCUCUCUGUAUUUUCAAACGAAGAGCAGAAGCUGUACCUUAAGUAUCAGUCGCGUUUAGUUCCUGUGGAAGCUUGUCCUCGGCGGCUUCCCUCGCAUCUCGAGUGCCAUUGGCAGAAUGGACAACUAUCUGUGACUGAGAUAGACCCACCAACCGAGCUUGUGCAGGCUGCGCCUGUUGCAAUGCCUCUGUCCAUUGGGGUGUUGUUUGUUGAUGACCGCAAAAGUUUAGCUGUCUCCAAGGACAUUGCAGCCGUGCCGACCAUUGCAGCCGUGCCGCCCGUUGUGGACGAGCAAGAUCAUAGAAGAGGUGGCUCGUGGAAUGUAUUUGACAGAAACAGAGUCAAGUAUGAUGUGCGGCUCCCAGCUAUCACAGCUAAAGGGGAGGACCUUCUUUCACGGCAUUUGAAGGCUGUGUUUCCGAAGGCUGCUGAUGCUGUCAUUCUGAGUCACGAGGGUGAACCAGGAGUAGUCUCUGUGCCUGGUGAAUUGUCUGAUCCAGUUUAUGCAUCUAAGAAUGAAGACAGGGAGAGUGAAGUGAAGAAGGAAGGUCAUACUCAAAAUACGGGAGGUGUCGAUCCGGAUGUCGCAUCUGUGGAGAGGUUGGAUGAGAUUCCUGGAGACGGUAUCAAAGAUAUCUCUUCUCAGCCCUUGGAAGAAAGUUCUAUCAUCAUCACGUCCACUCCAGGAGCGAAUGCAGAGAAGGGUCCAGUUGUGAGUUUUGCGGCAUCGGAUGCUUCCAUCAAUAAAUCUGUUGUCAAUGACAAGCAAAGUAAGCCCCCAGGGUCUAUGAACGGCACAAGGAGGUCAGUGGCUUACGUCUCCGUACUUCCCGAGUUUCUACGUGAGAAGAGAAAGGAGGUUUCUAGGGAGGUAGAGUCGAAUUUGAGUACUACUGUCGUGGACCUUCAUAUGACAUCUCCAACAGCUGGGGAAAAUGGUGCAAGUAUCGUUGUCACCUCUGCUUCUGUGGCAGUCAAGGAGACAGUUACACAGUGUGCAGACGAGGUCGGAGAAUCUAAAACCAUCUGCUUGCAACAAGCGAUGAUAGAGCAAGAUUUGAAGGAUUCUAAGUCUGAAUCAGGUACUAUUUUGAUAGAGAGGUUAGAUGGGAGCAAUGGAACUGGCAAACUUAUGUUGGGAUCAAAGAGACCUGUGGCUGAGAUCUAUAGAAGUGAAUCACUCACUGAUAUGGACGGGAAUAGCGACCAGGAGGCAUCGGGGCCUGGCACGAAAGUAGAUGACUUGAAAGUUAUUGAUAGCAAGAAUCGCAAAAAAAAGCGGCGGAAAGGUAAAGGUAAAGGCGCUAGUAUUGGUGACAUAGAAAAGCAGGUGGAUACAAAAAUAGAUAGUUCCGAGAAGAAGCAGGACAAGGAAGAGGUAUCCAACGAAAAGAUCUCGAAAACGAAACAGGUAGGGGACCUGUUCAACAUGCUGCUUGGGGAUCUGUAA